Gambusia affinis (western mosquitofish) is the source of this 774-nucleotide messenger RNA. RefSeq names its product linkage group 03 C22orf39 homolog (gene lg03h22orf39). Bases 74 to 403 code for a protein of 109 amino acids. NCBI's taxonomy places the organism in Eukaryota, Metazoa, Chordata, Actinopteri, Cyprinodontiformes, Poeciliidae. The record is from RefSeq and is a predicted model, not a curated record. The transcript has 3 exons.
AUCGAACACUGCGUUGGUACUUUUGUUUUGAAAAGCAUGUAACCGGAAACACUUCUAAUAUUAAACGCUAACUAUGGAGCAGCUUGCAGAAAGAGCGUGGAGGCCACCUCGAGCCUGUGAAGAUUACUUGAGUGAGUUCAGGCACUGCAAAAGUUUCAGGAAUCGUUUCCACCAUUACUACACCUACGGCACCGCCCCGUCCUGCCAGCAGUGGAAAGCAGACUACCACAACUGCAGUGAAUGGGAACAUCACAAACUCACAGAAGCCAAGGACGCAUUACAGAAAAGUGAAAGGAGACGAUUGGAAGAGCAGAAAAACUUCACCCCAGUGUGGAAACUGAGGCAGGCGCCUCCUGGUGACUGGCACAGGCCUCUGGACCAGGAAACCCAGCAAGACUCCUGAUCUGAAGAGCCGUCUGCCGCUGCUCUAUGAAUCAGUUCAAUAUGAUGUAGUUCACUUCAUGGACAAGCCACUGACACCUGCUGUUUCUAAACUGAUUCAUAGACUGUUAAAGAAUUCAUCUCUGGACUCAAAGGAGGAACUAAAUGAAAUGUAACUUCAUGUAGUACAGAUAAUGUAAGAACAUAUUUAAAUUGCAAGAGCUGUGUUGUGCUUUGUUUAUUUAAGAGUAAACUUUAAAACUUUUAAUUAAAACGUACAAAAUGAAAUCAGUUUAGUGUUCAAUGCUUCUAUAAUGUAAGUUUUGUUAUCAAUGUUAAGCUACUGUUAAUUUUGUUUCCCGCUUUAUUUUAGGAAGGAGUCCAAGAAAAUUU